AUGGGUUCCGAAGCCUACCAACACAUAUCAGACACACCUUUGGCAAACUGGCCUGCCAAGGCCAAACUGAAUCAGACGAGAUCUACAAUUUCCGCCCGCGUCCGCAGCUGGCCCAUUGCUGACAUUGGCAACCACGACGGUGGUGAGAUGGGCCGCCAGGCUGUAAAUGAUAGACCUGUAUUGGCAGGACAUCGUCUCGACCCCCUUUCCACUCAUUUCCUAUCCCCACUUCUCUUCCCACCUACCCUCGUCCCAACCACUGCGACUCCCACUUCGACGUCCAUUUUUUCUACACAACCCACUCAAACUCCCAUCCCCACCUCGGGCCAGCCAGCUAUGGCUGGAUUAGGCCCACGCAGAUAUUUCGGUACAGGUCUGGCUGCCGUGCUGCUUGUCAAUUGGCCAGCAGUUCCUUCCCAUGCCUCGAGGGCUGGUGCUUAA
Protopolystoma xenopodis is the source of this 441-nucleotide messenger RNA. Lineage: Eukaryota; Metazoa; Platyhelminthes; Monogenea; Polystomatidea; Polystomatidae. The record is from the annotation of a GenBank genome assembly.